UAGUACUUGCACAAGGAGACAAAUCAUAGACUUCGUUUUUUCUUUAAAGUAGUAGAAAAUUCUUGAUGAAAAACACGGUCCAUUAUCACUUCUCCUGGGUUCUUAAGAAUGUUAUUAAGCAUCCCACUCAGAUUCUCAUUUCUUAUACUCUGUUGAUGCUUACAGUAAUGUUAAAUUGUAACUUAAUUGCAUUUCUUGUGCCAGUUUUUCUUUUACUUGAGGUUUUCCAGUGGGCUUUGGCUAAUUUUGUUGAAAAAUAUAGUGUGCCUGUGAUACUGUUGAAUACAGUAUCAGCAUUGCAUUGAAUUAGUCACCCACUGCAGAGCCGAUUGAUUGCUUGCUUUGGGGGGGACCCUCCCUACUUUGAGUGUGGAACAAUAUGGAGAAUCAGCCCUCUUUGUCCAGUUUAGCUUGGUAGUGCUCUAUACCAGCACAUAGGUGACCCCUCCAACUCUCCUCUUUUCUUUAACCUUCUCAGUUGGGCCCACUGUCUGUUAGAACUCAUGACAUCAUGUUUAGUGUCCUUCUCCCUUGUUUUGUUUGAGUAUGUUCUCAAGGAUCUUUCUAAGAAAAGAUAUGUGCCGAGUAAACAAUAUGAUUUCUUGUAUGGAUGAAGACAGUAGGACAAACUAAUGGAAUUAUCCUUCUGUAUCACCAUGGAAAUUUUUUUCCUGAAAAUCUUUCUCUUUUUUUAAUCUUAAAUAUCCAGUUGUCUGUCUAUGCAUGUCUUAUAGGCAUCUCAUAUAGUGUUUUGUUUUUUUUUUUUUUUUCCCUGAGAAAUGUUAGGCUGCCUACAUUCAUCCCAGGGGAAGGUUAUGGAAACUUUUGUAUACAAACCUAACAUUUCCUUUCCCUCUUCCCAGUUGCACUUUGUACUCUUCUUUCUGCAGUGCGUUCUGCGGUAAGCCCAGAGCUGCUUGUCUGAAUUUUUAUUUCAGGAGGCUCUCAGGAUGUCUUCGUCACAUUUUGCCAUUCGACACAGAAAAGAUUUAAGCACUGAAAUGAUUAGAACUAAAAUUGCUCAUAGGAAAUCACUGUCUCAGAAAGAAAACAGACAUAAGGAAUACGAACGAAAUCGACAUUUUGGUUUGAAAGAUGUCAACAUUCCAAACUGGGAAGGUAGAAUUCUCGUUGAAUUAGAUGAGUCAUCUCAAGCGCUUGUUCCAGAAAAGGCCAGUGCCAAGCCAAGAUCAAUGAAGACUGUCCUAGGAGAUCAACGAAAACAAAUGCUCCAGAAAUACAAAGAAGAAAAACAGCUUCAAAAAUUGAAAGAGCAGAGAGAGAAAGCUAAACGAGGAGUAUUUAAAGUGGGUCUUUAUAGACCUGAUAAGCCUGGUUUUCUUUCAUCAAACCAGAAUGUUAUGAAAGCUGAGUCAAAAAAGGCUAUUCCAUCUUCUAUGCGGAUUACGAGGUCAAAGGCAAAAGACCAAGCAGAGCAGACUAAGGUUAAUAAUGGGAAUAUUGUUCAAGUAAUCCGACCUGGUCAAAAGCAAACUUCUGAAAAGAAAAUGUUGGACAAAGAGAGAACAGUUGUGCAACCUGCAGUGCCGACAUCAGUGAGAAUGACUAGAUCAGCUACUCAAGCAGCAAAGCAGGUUGCCAGAACUGUCUCUUCUACCACAAGAAAGCCAGGUGCAAGAGCUGCUAAUGAUAAUGAACCAGAAAGAAAGGCACCAAGUAAAGGAAGACCUGCUAAAAAUACAGAACCACAUCCUGACAAGGUCAUUUAUUUUGAAGUUGAUAAUGAAGAAAACAUAUUGGAUUCACAAACUAGUACAGCAGAUGGAAUGGAUCCAGAUGGAGUCUUGUCAAAAAUGGAAAACUUACCUAAGACAAAUCUUGCAAAAACGAAAGGGAAAAUUUCCUUUGCACCUAAAGAUUUUAUGUUUCAGCCACUGGAUGGCUUAAAGACCUAUCAAGUAACACCUAUGACUCCCAGAAGUGCCAAUGCUUUCUUAACACCCAGCUGUACUUGGACUCCUUUAGAAACACAAGUUGAUAAAACUCAAGCAACAAAAGAAAUUUUGGAACAAAAACAUAGGAUAUACUCAACUAAGACUGUACAGCAAGAUUCAAAUAAAUUCCAGUGUCCUUUGGGUUCUGUAACAGUUUGGAAUGAAGAACAUGCCUUAAAUCAAAAUGAAGCUACUACUAAAAAUUCAAACAACCUUCCAAUAAAAGAAGUCCCAUCACUUGAAGUAAAUGAAGGUUACACGUCUCAGCCCCAGCAUGAUGUGCCAUAUUUCAGAAAUGUACUCCAAUCAGAAACUGAGAGAUUAACAUCACACUGCCUUGAGUGGGACAGAAAGCUUGAAUUGGAAAUUCCAGAAGAUGCUAAAGAUCUUAUUCGCACAGCAGUUGGUCAAACAAGACUCCUUAUGAAGGAAAGGUUCAAACAGUUUGAAGGAUUGGUAAAUGAUUGUGAAUUUAAACAAGGUGAAAAGGAGACAACCUGCACAGAUUUGGAUGGAUUUUGGGAUAUGGUUAGUUUUCAGAUAGAAGAUGUAAACCAAAAAUUCAAUAAUCUGACCAAACUUGAAGAAUCUGGGUGGCAAAACACUAACAGUAAUGCCAGCAAAAAUGUCUCUCGGAAAAAAACUGUCUCAAGACUAACUACUAAACCAAAACAGGAUGAUAGUGGAAAAAUUGCAGCCAGGAAUCGCCUAGCUGCCAUAAAAAAUGCAAUGAGAGAGCGACUUAAACAAGAAGAACUUGGUGAGGCAGCAGCUUCAGGAAUACCAAAGAAAGUUGAUACAAUUGUGUUUGAUGCUGGAUUUUUCAGAAUUGAGAGCCCUGUUAAAUCAUUCUCAGGACUUUCUGCCUCUUCAGAACGUCUUUCUCAAAGUCUGAGAACACCUAAGUCUGUCUGCAAAGCUGGGUCUCAGAGCAGGGCUGCGAUGGGCCUUCUGCCACAAGCUGCGUCACCGGAGAACACAGAUCCUCAGGAUGCCAGCAGAGAGCAUACUGAUGAGAAGACUGUAUGUUCAAAUAUUCCUGAAAGCAGAAACAAAAUAGUAGAAAAUUCUCAGUGUCCUGGAUUACAAGAUUUAAUUGAAGUAAACCAUGAUGUAAACAAGAUAAAUUUUGAGAUGGAUUGUUUGUCCAGAAUAAGUUUGUCUCUUCAUGUUGGUGAAAGAGCAGAUGAUAUUAAUACUAAGAACAAAGAAGAAAUUUCAGAUGUGGAAAGAAUGGAACUAAAUUCUUCAAUUAUAUCACAGGACAUUUUGAUGACUAGCCCUGAAAAAAAUAUGCCAUCAGUAAAUAACGUUUCACAAGAAGAAGAAACUAAAGUUUCUCACUCGGUACUAUAUGAUAAUAAAAGUCUAACUACUGAAUGCUACCUUCUUGAUUCACCAGGCCUGGACUGCGAUAAUCCAUCCACUCGGGUGGAGAGGAGACCUCUAGACCAUGGCAGACACGUUUCCUUUGGUGGUAACCUGAUUACCUUUUCACCGCUGAGGCCCCUCAGUGCAGAACAACCAGAAGAAUUUUGAAUUUAAAGUAAAUCUAAACAUUUUCCUUCAUGCUAUCAGUGCUGUGAUAUAUUCUUAGACAUUGGAACUUUGGAGAACAUGUAUUUGUGUUCAGUACUAUUUGAUUCACUUAUAGUAUCAUACAAUGGGUUAGUAUUCUGUGUUCCUCAGUGUGUUUUAGAUAUGUUAUUUAAGGGGCAUGGGAUAUUUUGUACAUUAACCAUGCAGAAUAAAGUGUUGUGCAUUGCCUCUUGUUCAAAACGUA
This is a messenger RNA of Oryctolagus cuniculus (rabbit), 3738 nucleotides long. The record is from RefSeq and is a predicted model, not a curated record. NCBI's taxonomy places the organism in Eukaryota, Metazoa, Chordata, Mammalia, Lagomorpha, Leporidae.